Messenger RNA from Dibothriocephalus latus, 497 nucleotides. Lineage: Eukaryota; Metazoa; Platyhelminthes; Cestoda; Diphyllobothriidea; Diphyllobothriidae. The record is from the annotation of a GenBank genome assembly.
GCGAUAUCGGCAUGGUCCACCAGGACGGCAGCUUCUCCAUCAUCGACCGUAAGAAGGACUUGGUGAAGUUGCAGGCUGGCGAGUACGUCUCCCUGGUCAAGGUGGAACUGGCCAUCUCCCAGUCCGCCUACGUGGAGAAUGUUUGCGUGUACGCGGACCCCAACCAAAACUUCACAGUCUGCUUCGUCUCACCCAAGAUCAGCCAGAUCCGUAAACUGGGCACCGAGUUGGGCCUGCUGGAGGAUGUGAGCCGGAAGGUGCAGGAGACGUUGCCGGCGGAGCGCCUAAAAGACGAGACUGCCGUCACCAUGGCGGAACAUCAACAGCUCUGCAAAAUAAAACAGGUUAGUGCGUGUCCUAAUCAACAACUACGCAUGCGCGGUGAUUGCAAUUCUAACGGCUGCAUUUUAUGUGUUGGUGGUGGUGCUGACGCGACUGAUACUGCCGCUGAUGAUGACAAUGACGUUGAUAGUGUUGGUUAUGUUUAUUGGGGUUGA